CAUUGCUUGAUUUCAAAAGCACUACUAAUAUGAAGGAAGACUGUUUUUUUACUCCUCGUCCUAUAAUACAAACUUGGAACGAGAGUAAAGAAUGCUGCUUGUGGGAGGGCAUCACAUGCGACAAGCCGAAGGGUCACGUGAUUGGUCUUGAUCUUAGCAGUAAUUGUCUUAAAGCCAAUCUAACUACAAAUAGUAGUCUCUUCCGCCUUGAGAAAUUGCAGAGUCUCAACCUUUCUGGCAAUUACUUUCAUUAUCCUAACAUCUCGUUUGGGUUCGACCGCUGGAAGAGUUUGACAUAUUUUAAUCUUUCAGAUUCAUAUUACGUGGAUGGCUCUCUCCUAUUUGAUGAGAUCUCCUUGCUAUCAAAAUUGGUUUCACUCGAUCUCUCUGAUAAUUAUGGUUUGCUUCUUAACAACAUAAAGUUUCAAAUGCUUGUUCAUAACUUAACCGAAUUAAGGUUUCUUAUCCUUGAUUCUGUGAAUAUGUCUCUGGUUGCACCUUCUUCCUUGCUAAACUUGACUUCCUCCUUGGAAUAUUUGAGCCUUAUUGAUUGUAAUUUGCAAGGAAACUUUCCAAACCAAGUUUUUCAGCUAAUGAAAUUGGUUUCACUUGAUCUCUCUUAUAAUGAUUUGUUUCUUGACAACAUAAAGUUUCAAAUGUUUGUGCAUAACUUAACAGAAUUAAGGUUUCUUAUCCUUGAUUCUGUGAACAUGUCUCUGGUUGUGCCUUCUUCCUUGCUAAACUUGACUUCUUCCUUGGAGCAUUUGAGCCUUAGCUAUUGUAAUUUGCAAGGAAACUUUCCAAACCAAGUUUUUCAGCUUCCAUCUCUCCGGCUUAUUGAUCUAACUCACAACCAUUACUUAAGAGGUAAUUUGCUUGAGUCAAACUGGAGUAGUACCCUCAAGUACUUGUAUCUCAAAAGCACAAGCUUCUCGGGAGAGUUGUCUCAUUUAAUCAGAAAUUUUAAACUCCUAGAGGAAUUGGACCUUUAUGUUUGCCAAUUUUAUGGAUCAAUUCCUAGAUCUCUUGCAAAUAUUACAGAGAUAACUUACCUAGAUUUUUCUUCUAACCUUUUGGAAGGACAGAUUCCAGAUGUUAUUGGAAAAAUGCACAAGCUAACUCAUUUGAGCUUUUCUAAUAACAGUUUUCACGGUGAAAUUCCUGCAUCAAUCUCCAACCUCACCCAUCUUACUUUGUUGUCACUGUCAUCAAAUGAGCUAUUAGGUCAAGUACCAUCUUGGUUGUUUUCUCUGCCUUCUUUAUCCUACUUACUCCUUCAAAACAACAGACUUACAGGUUCAAUUGAUCAUAUUGAGAUGCCCAAUCUCAAUUUAGAAAAAGUGUUUCUAUCCAAUAAUGAGAUAAAUGGUUCAAUUCCUAGCUCUUUCUUUCAUCUUGUGAAUCUUACUACAGUCGACCUUUCUUCAAAUAAUUUAAGUGGCACCAUUACAGCCAACAUGCUUUCAAAACUUGUAAACCUUCAGAAUCUGGAUCUUUCCAAUAAUAGUUUGCUGUCUUUGAGCAAUAAUGGCACUGGUGUUAACCAUUUCUUUCCAAAGCUCUUUGUUUUUAAAUUCUCUUCUUGCAACAUACACAAGUUCCCAAGUUUCUUAAGGAAGGCAAAGAGUUUGCAAGUAUUGGAUAUUUCCAAGAACAACAUUUCUGGUCAAAUUCACAAAUGGGAAAUAGAAGCUUGGGAUUCUAUGCAACAACUCUUCAUUUCAGGGAAUAAUUUGAAUGGCGAAAUCCCUUCUUCUUAUUGCAAUUUGAACUCUCUUGAAGUUCUGGAUUUUGCUUAUAAUAGUUUGGGAGGAAAAAUUCCAAAAUGUCUUGGAAACUUGAGAAAUCUCGCCUUCUUGGAUCUGCGGAUGAAUAAGUUUCAUGGUAGAAUACCAAAUUCUUUUGUCAACAAGAGUGAACUGAGAACUCUUAACUUAAAUGGCAACCAGUUGGAAGGUAUACUGCCACGGUCUUUGGUUAAUUGCAGUAACUUGGAAAUUCUAGAUGUGGGGAACAACAACUUGAAUGAUACCUUUCCAGAUUGGUUAGGUGUUCUUCUAUCGCUAAAAGUUCUCAUCCUUCGAUCUAAUGGAUUUCAUGGUGCUAUCAACAAUUCUAUGCCUGCAUAUUACUUCCUUCAGUUGAGAAUCAUUGAUGUUGCGCAGAAUGAUUUUAUGGGUCUCCUACCGAGUAACUAUUUCAAAAUUUUGAAAGGUAUGAGAGAUGUAGCUCCAGCUGAUACAUUGGAAUACAUUGGUGACGAGCAAGUAGAUGAGCCUUCUACCCAUGAAUGUAAAAAAAUUUAUAUUUGCCGAGAUGGUGCUUCUCCUUACUAUUAUAAGGAUUCUGUGAAGGUUGUAAUGAAAGGGUCAGAGAGGGAGCUUGAAAGGAUCUUGAAAAUUUUCACAACUAUAGAUUUCUCAAGCAAUCAAUUUCAUGGACCGAUUCCUAAAGAGCUGGGAGAACUCAAUUCACUUAAAGGGCUAAACUUGUCUCACAAUAGUCUCACAGAUCAAAUUCCAUCAUCGUUGGGGAAAUUAGCAGCACUCGAGUCAUUAGAUCUCUCAUCAAACAAGCUUGAAGGUAGGAUUCCUGAGCAAUUGACAAAGCUGACGUUCCUAUCAGUUUUGAAUCUUUCAUACAAUGAACUUGUGGGCCACAUACCUGAAGGGAAGCAGUUCAAUACUUUCUCAAAUGAUUCCUACAUUGGAAACUCUGGGUUGUGUGGAUUCCCAUUGGCAAGGAAUUGCCACGAGGAGGAAGAACCAGGAGCACCUCCAAAAUUUAAUGAAGAGGAUGACUCUACAACACUCCUUGAGUGGAAGUUUGCAUUGGCAGGCUAUGGGUGUGGACUAGUGUUAGGACUUAGUCUAGGAUACAUUUCCUUCACUAUAGGAAAACCAUGGUGGGUGGUGAAGAAAGUGGAGAAAUAUCAACAAAAAUUAGUUGAAGGGUACAACAGCAGCCAUAAGAAGAGAAAAACCAAAAAACGCAACCAACGCUCUUAGGUGCAUGCAGGUGCAGUUGAUUUCCUGCUCCGGGGAGAUCUAGCAACAGUUGCUUCUUGAGUUUGUUUCCAUAUUUUUCAUGUUCAUUGUUGAUAUAUAGUUGUGUUGCCUUGUGUGGGAAUUAUGAUUAUGUAUGAAUUUGUGUUGAUUUCUUUUGGAUUUCAUUUAUUUGCUCUGCAGCAGUUGCUCAUGUAUUUUUCUUGGAGUAAUUGGUUUCUUUUAAUGUUAUCUAUCUCUUUGUAUUUUAUUCUCUUUUCCUUUGUUUUGGUUGCCUUUAAACGGUGCAUUUUACUGAAGU
Molecule: messenger RNA, 3306 nt
Organism: Rubroshorea leprosula
Lineage: Eukaryota; Viridiplantae; Streptophyta; Magnoliopsida; Malvales; Dipterocarpaceae
Source: the annotation of a GenBank genome assembly